This is a messenger RNA of Knipowitschia caucasica, 267 nucleotides long. NCBI's taxonomy places the organism in Eukaryota, Metazoa, Chordata, Actinopteri, Gobiiformes, Gobiidae. The record is from the annotation of a GenBank genome assembly.
AUGGAUCCGAUGAAAGCGCAGCAGCUGGCGGCAGAGCUGGAGGUGGAGAUGAUGGCUGACAUGUACAACCGAAUGACAAAUGCGUGCCAUCGGAAGUGUGUCCCUCCACAUUACAAAGAGGCAGAGCUCACCAAAGGAGAGUCCGUGUGUUUGGAUCGCUGUGUUGCCAAGUACUUAGACCUUCACGAGAGACUGGGGCGCAAACUGACUGAACUGUCCGUGCAGGACGAGGAGAUGCUGAGGAAAGGGGCCGUCGGCAGCGGAUAA